CAUCCCAUGAAUUAAUUUAACAAGUAUUUACUGUAUACAAGUUACCUGGCACUGUGCUCAGCUCAGAGGAUACAGUCGUCACCAAAACAGACCCAGUACUUGCUCUCAUGGAGUUUUACAGUCAAGCUGGGGAAGUAGACGCUGAUUAAAGAAUCACCAAAAAAAAAAAAAGUGAAAUUGUAAUUGGUGUAAGAGCAACAAUGGAGAAAAACACAAGAGGGUAGGACUGGGCGGGGCCUGAUGUGGACAUUUAAGUCAAGACCUGAAGAAUGAGUGGAUGUUAGGUAAAGCAUGGGAGAAGAGCUGUCCAAGUAGAGGAAAUGGAUUGGGUCAGGCCUCAAGGUAGACAGGCACUUGGUGGAUGGAAGCAUCUAUUUCAGGUAAACCUGGCUGGAGCGUAGUGAUGAGGUGAUGAGGCAAACGGGGCCCUGGAGCCUACAAGGCUUUUAUUAAGAGGAUUAGCUUCUAAGAGCAAUGGGUGUGACAGCCAAAGUCCUGCAGUGGCCUACAAGAUCGUCAUGAAGAAGCCACGCGCAGCUGUGGGAGGUCGUCGCAGGAAGCAGACAUCCAGUGGGGAGGAAAGGGAGAAACAUGCCCUCAGCAGCAGCCAGGCCAGGCCUACUAUCCCUGAUGGCCAGGCCAGGCGUCAGGAGGAGGUGGUAUUGCAGGCCUCUGUCUCCCCGUACUACCAAUUCAGAGAUACAGCCGAGGUCACAGUCUUCCGGGAGAGCCUGCUGAGCUGGUAUGACCAAAAGAAGCGGGACCUGCCCUGGAGAAGGCGGGCAGAGGGUGAGGUGGACCUGGAUAGGCGGGCAUAUGCUGUAUGGGUCUCAGAGGUCAUGCUGCAGCAGACCCAGGUUGCCACGGUGAUCGACUAUUAUACCAGAUGGAUGCAGAAGUGGCCAACACUGCAGGAUCUGGCCAGUGCUUCCCUGGAGGAAGUGAACCAGCUCUGGGCUGGCCUGGGGUACUACUCCCGAGGCCGGCGGCUGCAGGAGGGAGCCCGGAAGGUGGUAGGGGAGCUCGGGGGCCAUGUGCCACGCACAGCAGAGACCUUGCAGCGGCUCCUGCCUGGCGUGGGGCGGUACACAGCUGGAGCCAUUGCUUCCAUUGCCUUUGGCCAGGUGACCGGGGUGGUAGAUGGAAACGUAGUGCGGGUGCUAUGCCGUGUCCGAGGCAUUGGUGCCGAUCCCAGCAACACCUUUGUCUCCCAGCAGCUCUGGAGCCUAGCCCAGCAGCUGGUAGACCCAGCCCGGCCCGGAGACUUUAACCAAGCAGCCAUGGAGCUGGGAGCCAUCGUGUGCACCCCGCAACACCCACACUGCAGCCAGUGCCCUGUCCAGAGCCUGUGCCGGGCACACCAGAGGGUGGAGCGGGAGCAGCUUCCAGCCUCACAGAGCCUGCCAGGCAGUCCUGACGUGGAGGAGUGUGCUCCCAACACUGGACAGUGCCAGCUGUGCGCACCUCCUACAGAGCCCUGGGACCAGACGCUGGGAGUGGCCAACUUUCCCAGAAAGGCCAGCCGUAAGCCCCCCAGGGAGGAGUGCUCUGCCACCUGUGUUCUGGAGCAGCCCAGGGCCCCUGGGGGUGCCCGGAUUCUGCUGGUGCAGAGGCCCAACUCAGGUCUGCUGGCAGGACUGUGGGAGUUCCCAUCUGUGACUGUGGACCCCUCAGGACGGCAUCAGCGCAAGGCCCUGCUGCAGGAACUGCAGAAUUGGGCUGGGCCCCUCCCAGCCACCCACCUGCAUCACCUAGGGCAGGUGGUCCACACCUUCUCUCACAUCAAGCUGACCUAUCAAGUAUAUGGUCUGGCCCUGGAAGCGCAGGCCCCAGUGACAGUCACAGCACCUGGCGCUCGCUGGCUGACUCGGGAAGAGUUUCACACCGCAGCUGUCUCCACCGCCAUGAAAAAGGUGUUCCGCGUGUACGAAGGCCAACAGUCGGGGACCGGCAAGAGUUCCAAACGAUCCCAGGUGUCUACUCCAUCCAGCCGGAAAAAGCCCAGCCCAGGCCAGCAAGUCCUGGAUCGAUUCUUUCGGCCCCAUCUCCCCACAGAUGCACCUAGACUCAACGGUGUGGCCCAGUGACACAUCUGGAAGCGCCCUCCCCUUGAGAAUCCUGUUUUUUAAUAAAGUACUCAUUUUUAUAGUC
Molecule: messenger RNA, 2151 nt
Organism: Myotis davidii
Lineage: Eukaryota; Metazoa; Chordata; Mammalia; Chiroptera; Vespertilionidae
Gene: MUTYH
Product: mutY DNA glycosylase
Exons: 16
Coding region: 519-2087 (522 amino acids)
Biological process (GO): base-excision repair; mismatch repair
Cellular component (GO): nucleus
Molecular function (GO): adenine/guanine mispair binding; 4 iron, 4 sulfur cluster binding; purine-specific mismatch base pair DNA N-glycosylase activity
Source: RefSeq, a predicted model, not a curated record